Molecule: messenger RNA, 1911 nt
Organism: Rotaria sordida
Lineage: Eukaryota; Metazoa; Rotifera; Eurotatoria; Philodinida; Philodinidae
Source: the annotation of a GenBank genome assembly
AUGGAAGAUAUAACUGUACCCUUUUCUGAAGUUCACCAUGUUACAAUUGACAAACUCGGUGAUGUACCAAUAAAAAGAGGUAAUUUUCAAUUACUUCCUUCACAUGUUCAAACAUGGCUUGCACAGAUGAUUCAAUUAUGUACACCUCGUGAUAUACACAUUUGUGAUGGAUCCGAUGAAGAAGGUGAAAUAGCUACAAAACUGUUAGUUGAAAAUGGUCAAUUAUCACCAUUAAAAAAAUAUCAAAAUUGUUAUAUUUGUCUAACAGAUCCUCGAGAUGUUGCUCGUGUCGAAUCAAAAACAUUUCUUAUUACAAAAGAUAAAUUUCAAUCCGUUCCACAUUCACGUGAAGGUGCUAAUUGUGUUCUUGGUCUAUGGAAAUCACCUGAUGAAAUAAAAAAGGAUAUUGAUGAUCGAUUUCCAGGAUGCAUGCGAGGACGAACAUUUUAUGUUAUUCCAUAUAGUAUGGGGCCAAUGGGUUCAUCAUUAAGUAAAAUUGGUGUAGAAAUUACUGAUUCAGCUUAUGUAGUUCUUUCAAUGCGAGUUAUGACUCAUGUAUCAUCAGAAAUCUGGAAAUAUCUUCGAAAUGGUGAAGAAUUUGUUCGAUGUCUUCAUUCAGUCGGUGUUCCACUUCCUACUACACAAUCAAUUGUUAAUAAUUGGCCAUGCAAUCCUGAAAAGACAUUAGUUGUUCAUUUUCCAGAUUCUCGAAAAGUAAUGAGUUUUGGAUCUGGUUAUGGUGGAAAUAGUCUACUCGGUAAAAAAUGUUUUGCUUUACGUAUUGCUGGUCGUAUUGCAUAUGAUGAAGGAUGGUUAGCUGAACAUAUGUUAAUUAUGUCAGUAACAAAUUCGCAAGGUGAAGAAAAAUUUAUUGCUGCUGCUUUUCCAUCUGCAUGUGGAAAAACAAAUUUAGCUAUGUUAACACCAGCAAUUCCAGGUUAUACAGUUCGAUGUAUUGGUGAUGAUAUUGCUUGGAUGAGAUUUGAUAAAGAAACAGGUGAAUUACGUGCCAUUAAUCCUGAAGCUGGAUUUUUUGGCGUUGCACCUGGUACAAAUAUGAAAACAAAUCCAAAUGCAAUUUUAACUUGUUUACAAAAUUCAAUAUUUACUAAUGUUGGUGAAACAGCUGAUGGUGGAUUUUAUUGGGAAGGUCUUGAAGAAGAAACUCCAGCUGGUACUGAAAUAACUGCAUGGACUGGUGAAAAAUAUAAAUUAGGAGAAGAUAAAACAAAAAAAUCAAGUCAUCCAAAUGCACGAUUUUGUUGUCCAGCCCGUCAAUGUCCAAUCAUACAUGACAAAUGGCAAGAUCCAGCUGGUUUACCUAUUUCAGCUAUUAUUUUUGGUGGACGACGACCAGAAGGUGUUCCUUUAGUUAUUGAAGCAUUCAAUUGGACACAUGGAGUUUUUCUUGCUGCACAACUUAAAUCAGAAUCAACUGCUGCUGCUGAACAUACUGGAAAAAGAAUUAUGCAUGAUCCAUUUGCUAUGCGACCAUUUGUUGGUUAUAAUUUUGGAAAAUAUAUUCAACAUUGGCUUGAUUUUGAAAAAACUCCAAAUAAUAAAUUACCUAAAAUCUUUCAUGUCAAUUGGUUUCGUGUAGAUGAAAAUAAAAAAUUCCUUUGGCCUGGAUAUGGUGAUAAUAUCCGUGUACUUGAUUGGAUUAUUCGACGAGCUAAUAAUGAAGAUGUUGCUGAACCAUCAGCUGUUGGUCUUUUACCUAAAAAAGGUUCACUUAAUCUUCAAGGUCUUAAUGUUGAUUGGGAUAAAUUAAUGGCAUUACCAAAAGCUUAUUGGGUUGGUGAUAUUGAUGAAACAUUACAAUGGCUUGAUGGUCAAUUAGGUGAUGAUUUACCACAAGCUAUCCGUGAACAAAUUCAAAAACAAAAAGAACGUGUAGCGCAAUUAAGCUAA